AUGGAUAUCGUAAGGGAGUCCUUUAAACGACGUGAUGUUGUGUUGUGUCAUCUUGGCUGGGGAGAGGGUCGUCUAGGCAGCUGCUCUGUCAGUCAGAUUCAGAUCGAAGGCUUGGGCUUCAGUUUUGGUUCAUAA
Molecule: messenger RNA, 135 nt
Organism: Fusarium venenatum
Lineage: Eukaryota; Fungi; Ascomycota; Sordariomycetes; Hypocreales; Nectriaceae
Source: RefSeq, a predicted model, not a curated record